Messenger RNA from Pleuronectes platessa (European plaice), 3998 nucleotides. It is a transcript of the gene znf653, whose product is annotated as zinc finger protein 653. Bases 1 to 1911 code for a protein of 636 amino acids. The record is from RefSeq and is a predicted model, not a curated record. Gene Ontology annotation, molecular function: transcription coregulator activity. The transcript has 10 exons. Lineage: Eukaryota; Metazoa; Chordata; Actinopteri; Pleuronectiformes; Pleuronectidae. Gene Ontology annotation, biological process: regulation of transcription by RNA polymerase II. Gene Ontology annotation, cellular component: nucleus.
AUGGCGCUCAACCUGACGGAGCCGGAGGUUCCUCUGGACACCGACCGAGCCGGGGACCCGGGGGAAUGUGCCCUGCGGCGCUGCAGAGGAAGGCCCCGGCUCACGGACACGGACCGGGCCCAGAGGCGCCUCGAGUCCCGGAAGAAGUACGACGUCCGGAGGGUUUAUCUGGGGGAGUCCCACAAGCUGUGGAGCGAGCUCCGCAGGCGGACCCGACUCAGUGACGCGGGGCUGGCGGAGUAUCUGAUCCUGCUCGACUCCACGUGUGGGGACAAGUACCAGGAGACACACCGCGGGAAGAAGAUUGUUCCAGAAGUCUCAGUGAAACAAAAGAAAGGCAGGAAGCACUGUGUGUCGAGCCUGCAGAGCCUGGUGUGCUGGUACCAGGAGCACUCCCACUCCUGCCCUCACGAGCCACAGCUCAAGACUCUGGAGCUGCAGCCCAACUUCUCCACCGCCGCCGUCUGGCAGUGUGACGCCAACCACUCCUUUGUGCAGUACCUGUUCUCACCACCGAGGGAGGCAAGUGACUCUGAGCACGAGGAGGAGGUGAACGAGGAGGAGGAGGUGAACGAGGAGGAGGAGGAGAACACGACGAGAACAGAGUCGCCCUCGGCUAAAUGCGCAGUGAGCAGGAGGAGAAGAAAAGAGACUCUCAAACUGUUCAAAGAUGUGGGAGAAAACGAGGAUGUUUCUGAGGAACAACAAACAUACAUGUGCCCGACCGAAGAGACUGAUUCUCUGAACCACCAGCCCAGACUCGAGGCGUCUUCCAAGGAUGUCCCACUGAUGGAACAGCCUGUGUGGGAGAUGGAGAUGGAGGAACAGCCGGGGUCCCCCCCUGCAGAGUUUGUCUCGAUCUCCUCAGAAGAGGAGGCCGAGGAUCUGAGGCAAAGCAGAGACGGAGAGGAAGGAGAGAAACUCAUAGAAGAAGAGAUCAGGACUGUACCACAUAAUUAUAAACCGGAGAAGACGGACGAGGACUCUGUGAUGUCUCAGGGCUUGAGCAGCCCUGUGGAGCUGUCCGUCCAAUCAGGUCCUUCCGUGCAGGUCCAGGAGCAGAGUGACCUGUUCCCCCCCCACCCUCUGGUGACCAGCUGUGAGGUCCCCGACCAGAGGACGGCUCUGGACGGCUCCCAGUUAAUUAUAAUCACUGGGCCCAGCUACGAGGCCCUGGCGUCAGAGGGCAUCCAGCUCAGCAUGGGCGGAGGAACCGUGGAGGAGGUCACCUGCACGGUCAUCGGGGGCGUCACUUACAACCAGGUGUGCUCCUGUGACUCAAAACUCACCACAGCAGAGGACGAGGACUCCAUGACAGGUCUGAGUGACAAACAGCUGCUGCAGCCGGCGGACGCUCUGGAACUCAGUGGUGACAGAGAGCGUCAGAGGAAUCUGAGCAGCGUCCGGUCAAAGAGGAACAGACGAGGCCCGGUCAUCGAGGCCGACGGGAUGCUCAAGAUGUUCCACUGCCCGUACGAGGGCUGCAGUCAGGUCUACGUGGCCAUCAGCAGCUUCCAGAAUCACGUGAACCUGGUGCACAGGAAGGGGAGGACCAAGGUUUGCCCUCAUCCAGGCUGUGGGAAGAAGUUCUACCUGUCCAACCACCUGCAUCGCCACAUGAUCAUCCACUCAGGGGUGAGAGACUUUAUCUGUGAGACGUGUGGGAAAUCCUUUAAGAGAAAGAAUCACCUGGAGGUUCACCGGCGCACGCACACGGGAGAAACGCCGCUUCAAUGUGAGAUCUGCGGAUACCAGUGUCGCCAGCGUGCGUCCCUGAACUGGCACAUGAAGAAACACACUCCAGAGGCUCACUACAACUUCACCUGUGAGUUCUGUGACAAGAGGUUCGAGAAGCUGGACAGUGUCAAGUUCCACAAGCUGAAGAGCCACCCUGACAAGCAGGCCACCUGAGGCGCUGGAGCAGGCGCCGCUGACAAGGAGCUGAGCAGGAACAGGUUCUCCCCUCACGAGCUGAAGGACGACUCCCAGUGAGGACAGACGCGUUCCUCAUGGUUGUGUUGUGUCUCUAGUCCAGGACGUCCAGGAAUCGCCCGUGGACACACAAGACAGUGGACGAGCCGCUCGGACUGCUGUGCAGGAAACAGCAAGAGAGAUUAAAAUCUUAAUCCACUGUUGAUAACUGACCAUCUGAAGCUCUUUCCUGAAUAAUGAUCAUCCAAUCUGAGUUACUCAACCGUGACUGGGCUCGGCAGCUCGGUCAAGCGUUGGGUUUCUCUUCAUCCUGACGGGAACGACUGUGUUGAGGCAGAAGCCGCAGAUUUUAAUUUGAAAAGACGUUAACUCUGCUGCAGAUUUUAUUUUGAAAAGGAUUUAACUCUGCUGAGGAUACGCCCGGCGUCCACACUUCUGUGAAGAGGAAACUCUGCUGGUACCGUUUUGAUUUUAAAAGUCUUGACGUCAGAACCAGUUUGGAAACGAUGACGUGGACGCUCACAGCCGGUUGCUGAUUGGAUCUUUACGGUCACAACGUGGCCUUCGCUGAUUCGUCAGGCUCCCGUCACAUGACCCCCUUCUGAAAGAAAGACCACCGGAGACCAGAGGACAACACAACGUGGAGAAUCAAUUACAAGUGUUACUGACCCUGUGGUCUUUAUCUACACUGAUACAGCUGUUCACAUGUAUUGUUUGAGUGAACUGACACUAACAACCGAAUGCUUCUCUGUGCACACGCAUGAUGAUCCAGUUAGAAACAGUUUGGGCUAAUUUUUUUUGCACCUUUUACCGAAACUAAAAAAUCUAAAGAUUUAAGGAAAGAAUUCAAUCGGGUGUUUGUUUGCUACAGACAUUAGCAUGCUACAACGCAAGCUAAAGACGUUAGCAUGGCUGGCUAACCAGUUAAAGGGCAUUGGCAAUUUCUACGUUGUUGUGGGUUUACCGACACAUCCACCGUUUAAAAGUUAGUUACUGUUUUUAUGGAGCUGGUCUGAUAUCAGUUUGGCAGCAUGAGCUACUCUGCCCUGCUCCUUCCUGGACAACAAAGCCUGAUCUUAUCGGAGGUGGCAUUACGUUCUUUAAACACGAUGGUUAACGGUUUAAAUCCUCCUUAUGAAGCCAUUUUCUUUCCAUGACACUAACGUGGAGCGAAGUCACGUUGGAACAAAGCAACAUUCUAAUCUGACAUAUUUCCUUUAUCAGACUUUAAACACUAGAAGCUCUCAGCUGCGAUACAGGAUUAUUUAAACAGUUUAUUUGUUCCCACGUUUACACAUGAGGCUUUUUGCCUGGGACUUGCUGCUUUACCCUUCUUGUGGCCUUUUGGUAAAACACAGUUUCAGCUGCGUGUGGAGCUGAUAUGACUUGGCUGGCUGAUUGUAUGUUCUUCCCGUGUUAACGUGGCUUUUCUCCAGCUUCGUCCCACAGUCUGAAGACAUGUUUGGUUGAGACUCUGAAUUGACAGACAGAAGGACGGACUGAUGACAUCUUGACAGGACCGUGAACACCUCAGUAGAAUCGAUGGUCACCAGCUUGGAUGAGGAACCGUCUCUUUUCUACCUCUGUCUGAAAUCAUCAUCCACUGAUUCCAAGAUGAUUUAACGUUUAACAGUGAAUAUUAUUUCCGUUUAAGGAAAAAACAAUCGUAGACCUUGAAAACCAGUAGAAUGGUCCUUUAGCGAUAAAGCUUGAUUUAAAUAUGAAUGCUCGAACCUUUAAUACACGAUGACAGAUUAUUAGUGGGUGAAGAUCUCACUACUCACCGUGUGUGUGUGUGUGUGUGUGUUGAAUACAUUUAACACACACACUUGUGCUCGUAGUGACACAGAUGUCGGCUCUUUCAUUUCAGUCACUCAAAUGUGAGCAUCUGUUGUGUGGGACAUGUUUCUCCAUCUUGCAUCUCGGGCCUGAGUCACAGGAGCAGGAGAUGAAUCCUGUAACUUUCAUGUGAUCAUCUCUCAGGAAGAUUCACCUCUUGUGUCCCGUCUGUCAGCUCCUCACUAAACUCACUCACCCUGAUGAAUCACUAAAAUAUAUGAAAAUGA